Molecule: messenger RNA, 4311 nt
Organism: Danio rerio (zebrafish)
Lineage: Eukaryota; Metazoa; Chordata; Actinopteri; Cypriniformes; Danionidae
Source: RefSeq, a predicted model, not a curated record
GGAUAAGUUGGUAGUUCAUUCCACUGUGGCGACCCCAGAUUGUGUUGUUCAUGGUAUUAAAUAGAUAAACUAGUAAAACUAUAUUAUAAACUGUUACCCAAACUAGAAUAUCACAGAAACACAAACACUGGCUUUAUGUGGUACCAGUUAAACAUAUAAAAUAGACCAAUACAAUGAAAUAUCCAACACUCACAAAAAAAUAAAUAAAUAAAUAAAAUAAAAAAGGAAGAAAAGAAAAAUCCAAAAGGUACACUUAUUUUUGGUGCUUAUAAUGGCAACUUUUAAGGUACCAAUAUGGACCCAUAAGUUGCAAACCUUUUUUUUGUUAAGUUACUGCCCCAGUGACAUCUUUUGUCCCUUUACAUCUGAAAGUGUAUAAUGGCCUACACAUAAUAGAUUAAAGGCUUUUUAAUUGAAUAUUAUUGUUUAUGUUUAUGUUUCCUUCCUUUAUGUUUCCUUUAUGUUUCCUUAUAAAGAAAGACAAACCGACAACCAAAUAAGUGUGAAGACAAAAUGUGUGUGUGUGUGUAGUGUAGUGUAUAGAAUGGGCAAUGCCAAUCCUAGAAGAGCAUUGGUGUUCCUGAAGGGAAACUCAUUUGAGGUUUACAUGCUGGACUUCUGUAAAACAGGUUAGGAAACAGUGCGCGUGUACUACCUACGCCAUCCAGUGGUUGUCAAUGACUUAUAAGAAAAUGUUCAUGCGAGACUAAUUGUUAGUUAUUUAAUGAUUCAAACGUGCCUUUAAAUGUUGACAGAAUUUAGAAAGAGCUUCACCAAGUGCAAAUACACAAGUAGCCUAGAGCAAGAUGAAGUUGACUAAUUAUUUUUUAAAAGUCUACUUUACAUAUGGUCGAUAUAUAAUUAACACAUUUACUUGUGUUACAGUUGCAGAAAAAUUGGAUACUAAACAAAAUAUAAAAGACGUGUUUGCUACUAUUAUAAAAACGAAUAAACUAAUAUGCCUUCUUAUAUAGGUGUGUGUUAAAGAGGAGAUUUUGCCCGAACCGAGUAAUGAUCGAUUGAGUUUCCUUCCGUUUAACGGGAAAUAGUGCGUGUAGUUUUUUCUGUGAUUCCAUGAGCGCACGGCGGACUCCGCGGAUCUGGGCUCGCACUAUAUGCCUGCCGGUGCGGCACGAGGCGCAGAUGAUGUUGGAUGGAGACUGACGCCUCGCAGCUUCUCGGUGCUACGUCGGUUUAAUUUCAGUUCUGUAUCACUGGUGGUACGCUUUGGUUAACCGGCGCCAUCCCAGAAGAAAAAAAAAAAAAAACAGUUGGCAUCAUCUUUAGAAAAUCACUCGUCCAUGUCAUCCUGUGACUCGGCUUGGAUCCUCCCACUAGGGAUACGGACUAUUUAUACCGCGUGCAGCAUCCCGAGCCUUCUAGAGAUACGCGAAUCUGAAAAAACAGACAUUCUUGAAGAUUUUUCGUUUGGAGUGCCAGCUCUAAUUCUGGCUACCACUAUGCCCCUGUUGGAGGAAAGUUCCUUGUCGAGAGACUGUACCCGAACUGUUCCAGUCGUUAUCAUUGGUAAUGGUCCUUCUGGUAUAUGCCUGUCAUACCUGCUUAAUGGAUAUACUCCUUAUUUGGAUCCCAAGGCUGUGCACCCAAACCACAUCCUCUUUCGUAAACUACAGGAAGCCAAACAGCUACCCAUCACUGAACAGGACUUGGAAUAUCUUUGUGAAGGUUUAGAGGGACGUUCAGGGAACCCUGUAGCGGUGCUCUUCGAUACACUUCUUCAUCCAAAUGCAGAUCUAGGUUUCGAGUUCCCCUCUGUUUUGCAGUGGAGACUUGAAAAGAAACAUCACAUUCCUCAUCUGGUCCUGGGCAAAGCUACACCUGGUGGUGCUUGGCAUGCAAUGGAAGGUUCAAUGUUGACCAUUAGCCUCGGCAUUUGGAUGGAGUUACCGGGAGUCAACUACAGAGACAUAACCUCCGGCAAAAGAAGGGCAGCAUCCAAUGAUCGAGCAACACCAGAGGAGAUCUCCUCCUACUACAAAAAUUAUGUCAAACUCAUGGGUCUCCAGAAAAACUUUGUUGACAAUACCUACGUCACCUCUGUUCAAAAACUUCACCGCAGUCUUGAAAACAGGAAUGGGAAUGAAAAAGACAAUGAAGUGAAAAAUGGGUUUGAUAAUUGCAAUAAGAACAGCACAGAGAACAAGAAUGGAGUGGUAAAUGGGUUUAGUAAGAAGUUACAAAAUGGAACUGAGAAAAGCACUAAAAAUGGUGAGAUUGAGGAGGGGGAUGAAGAUGAAAGAGGCAAAGAUGAAGAAAGAGAGAAAAUUGGGUUGUCCCAGGGGCUUUCACAGGGACUCUGGGAGGUCAGGGGUUACCAAAAGCUCCAAGGGGACACUCAUGUCCCUUUUAGCUUAUUUGCAGAGAAUGUUGUUUUAGCAACAGGGGCAUCUGACUCUCCUGCCCGACUAGGAGUUGAAGGAGAGGAUCUCCCUUACGUGUUUCACAGCGUGCGUGACCUUGGGGUUGCUGUCAGCGGUCAUGGCAAACUGGGCUCUUCUUCAGACCCUGUUUUGAUUGUGGGAGCAGGGCUUAGUGCAGCUGAUGCAGUACUGUGUGCCCUGAACCAUAGGGUCCCUGUGUUACAUGCAUUUCGCAAGCGUGUUGACGACCCAGGUCUUAUUUUCAAACAGUUGCCAAAGACACUUUAUCCUGAAUAUCACAGGGUCUACAACAUGAUGUGUUCCCAGGGUUACAAAGCAUCACCUAUUGCCAGUCCCACAGCUCCUUGUUCUUGUUUGCACCCCAGCUACACCAGCUUUCCUGAGCACUGUGUGCUUUCCUUUCAGCCUGACAUGCACUGUGUAAUGAGGGGAUCCAGUGGUGUUCUUAAAGUCUUCAAGGUCUCUAUGGUACUAGUUCUGAUCGGGACCUAUCCUAACUUGUUUUUCUUGAAGGAGCAAGGGCAGUACCUUGGCUUGGAUCCUAGUAGGCCGAUUUCCUGCAGACAGAAUCCUGUCGACAUAAACCCUUACACCUUUGAGUGCAAUGCUGAACCUGGACUCUUUGCUAUGGGACCCCUUAUUGGUGACAACUUUGUGCGGUUCUUGAAGGGUGGUGCUCUUGGCAUUGCUAGCUGUUUACUAAGCAGACUAAAACAGAGGAUGAAGAAAAACAGGAAAUUGAUUGCAGAGGAAGGAGGAUGUGGUGGAUGGGGAAGAGAAGUAAGUGGGGAUGGAGGAGGAGGGUUUGUGUAAGUCUCUAAGGCCGGGCAUAUGCUGAGUUCCAUGCGAUUUGGGCAAGGUACUAACUCACCCUUUACAGAAAGAAUGCAUGCAAUGUAAAGCCAAAGGUCUGUAUUCAUGUGCUCACACUAUUCUGUCCAAUUGUUUAGCAGCAUAGUGCAUAGGAAGUCAGCACAAACUUCACCAAAGCAUUUUUUGUGCUGCAAAACCAGAGCAUCAGUUGUGAGAACUUCUCAAACUGUCAAAGCAUUUAAAAAACAUAAAACAAAAUGCUUAGCGAUUGGCUAUGCAGCCAGAUUUUAAAACUUUCGUUUACAACAACAGGAAAAAAAAAUGCUUGUAGAUCAAAAACAAUUUGGUGGACAUGCAACCUGGUUUGCCCUCUUGGCAAACCAGAGUAUGUUUUAUUUACGACUCAUUAUGGCCCUUUACACUGAGUGGUACAGUACAGUACAGCACGAGUCACCUUUAUCAGGCUUGCAUUUGUCUUUGAAGGGUUCCAAUGGUACGACAGAAAGUUUCAGUCGACAACAUUCUCACUCAAGGAAAUAUGGGUCGUUCACAUAUCGUAUAAGAAGCAUUUCUCACAAAACAGAUGCUUUAUACACAUAAAUUCUUGUGUAUGAAUGUUUAUUACUAACUGUUCUAUGAACAUGCUUUGAUUUUAACUACAGGUCAAUGAGCGUGAAAUAGCUUAUUGCAACAUCCGCAUUGUAUAAAAUUAAUAAAUGCUAAAUAUAUGAAAACAUACAGACCCUUACACUCUCCGAUACGUUACCAAUUACAAAAAAAAAAAAAAAAAACUACACAGCAUAGAUUUAGUCAUGAUUUGGGUUCAAAAACAACACGCAACAUAUAGCCCGCAGUCAGUGUAAACCUCUCAUCUGCAUCUUUAUUCUUCACCAGCACGUCACCUCUAUCAGAAAGUAAAUUCGUCAUUUUGAGUUCAUAAUAGUCCACAAGGUGAUGAUAAUAGCUAAACAUGGCAGUGUGAUCAUCUUUUAAGUUGCUGAAAGAAUUCUUUGCUCUUUUGUUUUUUCGCAUGUCAGUCUUACGUUUGUCCGUUUCUGAAAGAAUUGGAUAUUAGAAGCACUUCAAUAAUCAUGCG